UCUCUUGAUAUAAAUUAGGCUGAUUACUAUUAUUUUCGAGGGCAGCACGCACUCCGGUCUUCUGAGUGGAAGUCCCAGGCUCUCCCUUCCCCUUUGGGUGGGUCAUGUUUCCACUCCAAUUAUCUUUUCUCUCUGUUUCCUAUUGCUUUAAAAUCCCAUUUUUUUCGUGGCAAGGGGAGUGGGCAAGGUUUGAAUGGCAUUUCUUCCCUGGCUUGGAGCGGAGCGGAUUUCUUGGCACUUUUCCGGCUCAGCCCGCCAAUCCGCAGCCUUUGCGGGCUUGUUGCUCACGCUUUCUUUCUCAUCCCUUAGUUCUCCAUUGGCAUGGUUCUGCCCUUCAUUAAGAAAGGUGACGACAAGAGGAAGAAGCAAUGGCUUCCGUGGUUCUGAAAGCCAACUGCCAGAAACUACUGACAUUCAAAGAUGUGGCUGUUGACUUCACACAGGAAGAGUGGAAGCAACUGAACCCUGAUCAGAGAGAUCUGUACAGGGAUGUGAUGCUGGAGAACUACAAAAACCUGGUCUUUCUUGGUCUCCUCAUUUUUCAACCAGAUGUGAUCCACCAGUUGGAGAAUGGUGAAGUACCCUGGAGUCCAGAGGAAGAGGUCUCAAGAAGUUCUUGUUCAGAUUCUCUCAUUCAGGAGAUGUGUGAAACGGAGUCAGUUCCAAGACAGGGCAUUUCUAUGGGAAAGCCAUCCAAGAAAAGACUUGCAAAGGAUGAUCCUAGGGAUUACAAAUUGACAGGAGACUGGGAGUGUGAUAGCAGGUUACAAAGGCAGAAAGAAAACAAGGAAAGAAAAUCCAGAAAAAUGACCACCGAUCACGGUGGUAAUAAACUUGAGAGAAAUUUCAGUCUGAGUUUAAGCCUUCCACAACAGAGAAUUUCAAAAGGAAAAAGCAUUUGUAAACAUGGUGUUCUUGCCAAGAACUCCAAGCAGUUUUCCAGUCCCCUAAAGUGUUAUAAAAUCUCCUCAAAUAAGAACUAUUGUAGAUAUAAUGCAUGCAGGAAGUCUUUCAGUUACCACUCAGAAAUUGGUCAGUAUCAUCGAUCAGUCACUGGAGAAAAACCACAUGGGAAAUUUUUCAAGAAAACCUCACUUUGGAAGCAUGACAGUAUUCUUUCUCAAGAGAAAUCCUUUGUAUGCAGUGAGUGUGGGAAGGCCUUUAAAGAAAAAGGAAGACUUACAGAACAUAAGAAAAUUCACACAGGAGAGAAACCCUUUGAAUGCAAUGAGUGUGGGAAGACCUUCUACUACCCAUCAAAACUUACUCUCCAUAAGAGGAUUCAUACUGGAGAGAAACCCUUCAAAUGUAAUGAGUGUGGUAAAGCCUUCAUAGACAAAGGAAGACUUACUGGACAUAAGAAAAUUCACACAGGAGAGAAACCCUAUAAAUGUCAUGAGUGUGGGAAGGCUUUCUGUUACCGAUCAAGUCUUAUUGGACACAAGAGAAUUCACACUGGAGAAAAACCCUUUGAAUGCAAUGAAUGUGGAAAGGCCUUUUGUUACGCCUCAAGUCUUACUCUUCAUAAGAGAAUUCAUACCAGAGAGAAACUAUUUGAAUGUAAUGAGUGUGGGAAAGCUUUCUGCUAUCCAUCAAAGCUUAUUUUCCAUAAGAGAAUUCAUACUGGAGAGAAACCAUUUGAAUGUAAUGAAUGUGGGAAAGCCUUUAUAGACAAAGGAAGACUAACUAAACAUAUUAAAAUUCACAUAGGAGAAAAACCAUUUGAAUGUAAUGAGUGUGGGAAAGCUUUCACCUACCCAUCAAAGCUUAAUCUCCAUAUGAGAACUCAUACUGGAGAGAAACCCUUUAAAUGUAGUGAGUGUGUAAAGGCCUUCAAUUGCAAAGCGAGUCUUACUAAACAUAAGCUAAUUCAUACUGGAGAGAAGCCCUUUGAAUGUAAUGAGUGUGGAAGAAACUUCAGGCAAAGCUCAGCCCUUAGGAAGCAUCGGAAACUUCACACUGGAGCCACCCUACAUAAGAUAUUUCAUACUGAAGAGAAGCCCUUUGAGUGUAAUGAAUGUGAGAAGACCUUCAAACACAAAGCAAAUCUUAUUGAACACAAGUUAAUUCAUACUGGAGAGAAGCCCUUUGAAUGUAAUGAAUGUGGGAGAGGCUUUCGGCGACAUUCAUUACUUAGGAGACAUCAGAGACUUCAUACUAAAGAAGCUGUAUUACGUUAGUGAAUGUGGGAAAGCAAUGACAACUUCACACAUCAGGAGAAUCCUUUGAAUGUAAUGACUGGGAAGGCCUAUAGUUCUAGCUAUUCCUUUUGUAAGCAUUAUAAUUCACAAUGGAGAGUUACCUUUUAGAUGCAAUAAAGGUGGAAGAACUUUCCACAGUGCUGAUUUCUGGUCACCUUUUACUAUACUGCUCACCCUCUGUUUUGGCUACUCCUCCAGUUUCUAUCCUAGAGCCCCGUACUCCUGAUUUGUGAGAAUCUGCCUAAUCUAAUGUCUCUUAGGUCUAGCCCCCACAUCAUUCUCUGGGCAUCUUCUACCAGAUUCCUGACUCUUCUCCUUCCUUCUGCUUUCCUCAUCUAAGUCUGAAUGUUCAUCUGUUGCACACCCCUGUUCCUGAAAGGAACAGGUGGCUUCCUAGAUCCUGUUUACUGUCUUUCCUCAUUAGAAUGGGAGCUCUUGGAGUAUAGACUAUCUUGCUUUUUGCACUUGUAUCACUAGCACUUAGUACAGAACUUGGCGAUUUUAGCACCUAAUAAGUACUUGUUCAUGUACACUUUCUUUUAGAAAUCACAAGAAACCUCAUACCAAUAGAAACAAUAUUAAGGAAAUGGAUGCAGGAAAAUCUUUAGCCAUAAUCCAUACUUAGGAAUCUUGAAAAAAUCAAACUAGCUAGGGACGAUGUCAACAAAUAAAUGUGAAAAAGCUUUUUAGCAACAAUUCAUGAGCCAUUAGAAAAUUGAUGGUGGAGAAAUCAUAUGAAUAGAAUAAAUUUGGAAAGGCUUUGGAUAAUCACUUCAUAGAGACUGGGACUUUUACAGAACUUCAGGAUUGAAAGAAACUUCUUGGGGGGCCAUCUAAUCCAAUGAAUGCCUGAACACGAAUCCUUCUACAAGUGUACUCAUCUGACCUUUUUUGGAAACUUGUAAUGAUGCAACUUAUUUUGGCUUGUGAUGUAAGGCACUGGUCAAAAACGAAUUUCUGCCAAACUUUUUUCCAAUGGAAUACCAUAUUUUUUCGAAAAAGAAAAUUGGAAAGAGAAGGACCUUUCAAAUAAAUGGUUUGGGGGCAAAAUCAUUAUCAAAUACGGAAUGGAGGAAAUCAUAAAAGAUAAACAUUUUGACAACCUAAAAUUAAAAUGUUUUUGCCUGAGCAAAAUCAUUUAAAAUAAUGAGAAGCCUGUUUGAGAAAAAAAUUUCAUGAAACAACCAAAAAAGUCUGAGAUCCAAGACACAGAGAUGAAUGGUCACAGAUAUGCAGUUUUCCAGAGAAGAAACACAAAUGAUCAACAACAAUAUGAAAUUAUUCAUUUGAUUUUGCCCAGACAUUUGAUUGGUGUAGAUUGUUGAUUCUGUAAAUUACAGUAUUAAACACCGAACACUUAACGGUUAAAUAACUAACACUUGGGGGGCAGCUAGGUGAUGCAGUGGAUAGAGCAUUAGUCCCGAAGUCAGGAGGACUUGAGUUCAAAUCUGACCGCAGAUCCUUAACACUUCCUAGCUGUGUGAUCUGGGCAAGUCACUUAACCCCAAUUGUCUCAGCAAAAACAAAAACAAAAAAAAAAACUAACACAUGCUUUCACAGAGUCAGAGGCAAGAUUUGAACUCAAGAUUUUUCUGAUUCAAGAUGGCCUGGCUCUCUUGCUACUACAUAGUUUUGUCUCUCGGUCAACUAACAUUUAUUAAAUUCUUACUAUGUACUAAGCACUUGUGGAUAGAAAAAAAGGCAAAAUACCUUUUCUGUGAUUCAGGAGUUUAGUGUCUAAUAGAGGGACCAUCAUGCAAAUAUCUAUGUAAAAAUAGAGGAUAUAAAAAAUAAAAAUACAGAAUUUAUUUGAAGUAAUCAACAGAGACAAGGCACUAGCCUUAAGAGGAAUUGGGAAAGUUAUCUUGUAGAUGGUGGGACUUUAUCUGAGACCUGAAGGAAGCUAGGGAAGUCAAGAGACAGAUGUGAUGGGAGAAAAUUCUAGGCAUGAAAGACAGCCAGACAAAGUACCUAGAAUCUGGAAAUAAAGCAUCCAGGAAGCCAGUGUCACUAUAUUGAAAAGCAUCCAUAUUUUGGGGGAGGGAGAGGAGAAAAAAAGAGGUAUGAGUUAGUGUAAGCUAUAAGUAGACUCUCAGAUGAGAAAAUACUCCACAGUUCUUCUAAUAACAGAAAGUAAGUUAAAAUUACUAUGAAUUUCCACCUUACACCUACCAAAUUGACAAAGAUGUAUUAAGUACAGAAAUAAUCAACGUUGAAGAAACCAUGAGAAGAUGGGGACCACAUUAAACUAUCUGGCUUCCCACACAUUCUGUUAGUUUAACCCUUCUGGAAAACAAAUUGAACAUAGGCUAUAAAACAGUUCAAGUACAGGUAAUUGUUUGUGUCCUUUGACCCAGUGAUGUCAUAACAGGAGUCAAAGACAGAAAAUAUCAAAAUGUGUAUGUCAUUUUUCUGUGAUAACAAAAAACUUGAAACAAAGUAGGUGCCCGUCAGGUGAAGAAUAGCUCAAAUAUCAUAUUUGUCUUUUAUGUGCUGUUAUUUGUAUGUUGCUCCUGUGCUAUAAUGUGAGAGUUUCUUCAAGGCAGGGACUGUGUUUUUACCUUGUGUUCAGCUCAGUGUUUGGCACAUAGUACUCAGUAAAUGCUGUUGAUUGAAUUUUUGACCUAUGAAUGUAAUGGAAUAUUGUGGCAUAAGAAAUGAUGAAUAUGAAGAAUUUGGAGGAAAUUAAGAAGAUUUAUAUAAAUCUAGGAAGAUUAAAGUAAGCAGAACUAAGAACAAUAUGAAUGGUGACCAUGGUGAUGUAAAGGAAAACAGCUUUUAAAAGAUAUCAGAAGUCAACUCAACUCAAUAGCCAGCUGAAGUAUUGACACAGAAACAUACUUUUCUACCCAUUAGAAGAGGGGGGUGGUCAAUGAUGGGUGUAAAUCAAUCAAUAAACAUUUAUUAAGUGCCUACUUGUACCAGGCACUGUCAUGUUAUCA
This is a messenger RNA of Antechinus flavipes (yellow-footed antechinus), 5143 nucleotides long. Its product is annotated as zinc finger protein 883-like. Gene Ontology annotation, cellular component: nucleus. Gene Ontology annotation, molecular function: DNA-binding transcription activator activity, RNA polymerase II-specific; RNA polymerase II cis-regulatory region sequence-specific DNA binding. Lineage: Eukaryota; Metazoa; Chordata; Mammalia; Dasyuromorphia; Dasyuridae. The coding region runs from base 369 to 2180 and encodes 603 amino acids. The record is from RefSeq and is a predicted model, not a curated record. Gene Ontology annotation, biological process: regulation of transcription by RNA polymerase II. The transcript is spliced from 4 exons.